AAUGGGGCGUGGCUACACCAAGAAAGCGGAAGCAUGUGUGCAGAGAAACAGAUGAAGGAUUUGUGAAUGUAUUAAACAGCGCACACGGUUCAAAUAUAAUGACAGCUUCAGAGCCUAAACUUAUUUUGUUAUUCAGUGGAAAACGGAAAUCUGGGAAGGACUACGUGACCGAUUUAAUACAAAAAAGGUUGAGUCCACAGCUGUGCUGCAUCCUCCGGCUUUCUGCUCCACUUAAACAACAAUAUGCACAGGAGCAUGGGCUGGACUAUGAGGAGCUGCUGGGAGCAGGGCAGUACAAAGAGGAGCACCGGGCAGAGAUGAUCAGAUGGGGGGAGAGAAGGAGGCAACAAGACCCAGGCUUCUUCUGCCGUGUGGCGGUGUGUGGAGCCUCUCAACCCGUGUGGAUUGUGAGUGACUGCAGGCGCAUGUCUGAUUUGCAGUGGUUCUGGAGUGAAUAUCCACAGCAGUGUGCAAGUGUCCGAGUGGAGGCCUCUGAGCAAACCAGGGCUCAGAGGGGAUGGAGAUUUACUGCAGGCAUAGACGAUGCAGAGUCUGAAUGUGGUCUGGAUCAGGGUGUGGACUUUGACUGGACCAUAAGGAACGACGGAGAUGUCACGUUUCUCAACAGACAGCUCGAGGGACUGUUGUCAUUAGCUAGAGAGAGGACCCUGGUGCACCAAUGCACACAAGAUAGUAUACAAUCAAACGGACUAUGACCAGAAGACUUAGCUGUGGAUCUAACAAAAGUAUUAGGUCCGGUUAUUUUGGAUAUCCUGAAAAUGUACAGGCAUUUGCCAAAUAUUAUGUUGCUGUUUACAUUCCUAUUGCAUUUGUGCCAGAAAUGCGAUCAGAACUACUUAAAUCCCAGUAUUUCUUUUUUCAGACUUUUAUCAAGACACAUCUCACAUUUCUAAUCCAUGAAGUGCCUAAGCAAGUCCAGUAAACCUCAGCAGAUUUGCUUAAAUUUGAGUCUCUCACUUGUAAGUAUUCUAGAUAAAAUGACUAACCUAAUAAUAAAUUAAAAUGUAUUUCACCACAACCCUGUU
This is a messenger RNA of Hemibagrus wyckioides, 1046 nucleotides long. RefSeq names its product phosphomevalonate kinase (gene pmvk). Gene Ontology annotation, cellular component: cytoplasm. The transcript is spliced from 5 exons. Lineage: Eukaryota; Metazoa; Chordata; Actinopteri; Siluriformes; Bagridae. Gene Ontology annotation, biological process: cholesterol biosynthetic process; isopentenyl diphosphate biosynthetic process, mevalonate pathway. The record is from RefSeq and is a predicted model, not a curated record. The coding region runs from base 99 to 716 and encodes 205 amino acids. Gene Ontology annotation, molecular function: phosphomevalonate kinase activity.